AGAUCAUUCAUUCUGUCCUGGCACGCGCUCACCACACUCCCUUCGCUGGUAAAAUAGCACCGCUCACGACGGCGCGUGCGGCUAUACUCUGUGGCCGACUUCUACCUAAACCCUGAAGUCAAUCUCGGUACUGUGUUCAAUUUCUGUGGAAUUCGGAAAAUGAGUCUAAUCGAUGAGAGCUUCGAAUUGAGGGAGAUUCAGAGGCUUGAAGGCCAUACUGAUAGGGUUUGGAGUCUCGCUUGGAAACCUGCUACCGGAAUAGGUGGUGUACCGGCUGUUCUGGCUUCCUGUAGUGGCGAUAAGACCGUCCGAAUCUGGGAACAGAGUCGCUUAACCGGUUCUUUCGAGUGCAAGGCAGUUUUAGAAGAGACACACACUCGCACUGUUAGAUCAUGUGCCUGGUCACCAUCAGGUAAAUUGUUGGCAACUGGAAGUUUUGAUGCCACUACUGCUAUCUGGGACAAGGUUGGCGAUGAUUACGAAUGCGUGUCCACUUUAGAGGGUCAUGAAAAUGAAGUGAAAAGUGUAUCUUGGAAUGCUUCGGGAUCGCUGCUUGCAACUUGUGGCCGAGACAAAUCUGUUUGGAUUUGGGAAGUUUUGCCCGGAAAUGAGUUUGAGUGUGUUUCUGUAUUGCAAGGACAUACCCAAGAUGUUAAAAUGGUCCAGUGGCAUCCAUCUAUGGAUAUUCUGUGUUCAUGUAGCUACGAUAACACCAUUAAGGUUUGGGCAGAGGAUGGUGACAGUGAUGAUUGGCAUUGUGUGCAGACGAUAAAUGAAUCUAGCGAUGGACACUCAUCUACAGUCUGGGCCCUUUCUUUUAAUUCCAGUGGAGACAAAAUGGUUACCUGUAGUGAUGAUCUCACCAUCAAGAUUUGGGGUGCUGAUAUCAUGAAAAUGCAGUCUGGUGAUGGCAUUGCACCUUGGAAACAUAUCUGCACUCUCUCUGGUUAUCAUGAUCGGACAAUUUUUUCAGCGCAUUGGUCAAGGGAAGGAAUAAUUGCUAGUGGAGCAGCUGAUGAUGCUAUACGUCUAUUUGUUCCAGGCGAAAAUGGUUUGAUUGAUGGACCUACCUAUAAAUUGCUUCUGAAGAAGGAUCAGGCGCAUGACAUGGACGUAAAUUCAGUUCAAUGGAGCUCUGCGGAAAACAGGCUACUUGCUUCUGCAAGUGAUGAUGGGACCAUCAAGAUAUGGGAGUUGGCUCCUCCAUCCGGGAAAUAAGCAAUUUUCGUUGUAGUUCCGUUUUAUUGGGAAUCAGUGGAGAUGCUUAUCAGUCAUCUCACAAUGUUGUAGAAAUAUCAUGUAAUUUGUUUGGUGAUGUCAAAGUUUUGAUAUAUUUUCCAAAAUCUUGUUGUAACUUAUAUGGUCCAGCAGAAGUAUAGAUCAUUUUGAAAAUAAUAAAAGUCGGUGCUCAAUUUUAUAUAUUAU
Molecule: messenger RNA, 1425 nt
Organism: Ilex paraguariensis (yerba mate)
Lineage: Eukaryota; Viridiplantae; Streptophyta; Magnoliopsida; Aquifoliales; Aquifoliaceae
Source: the annotation of a GenBank genome assembly